Molecule: messenger RNA, 3542 nt
Organism: Abrus precatorius (Indian licorice)
Lineage: Eukaryota; Viridiplantae; Streptophyta; Magnoliopsida; Fabales; Fabaceae
Product: TMV resistance protein N-like
Exons: 7
Coding region: 54-3281 (1075 amino acids)
Biological process (GO): defense response; signal transduction
Molecular function (GO): ADP binding
Source: RefSeq, a predicted model, not a curated record
AUUCUUCAACAAUCCCAUUUCAUCCUUCCCAACACUUCGAAUCGUUCACUGAUAUGUUUGUCUCUUGGAUAUCCUCGUUCUUGAAGCUAUUUUGGGCCCUAUUGGGUCGUCGAUCAUCCUCCAAUCUUAGCCCGUUGGGCCCGGGAAGUACAGCAUCAAGUUCUUCCAAGUUUUCCAAUAGCUUUCAAAACUAUAGACACGAUGUAUUCAUCAAUUUCCGAGGGGUUGACACCCGCAACACUUUUGUCGAUCAUUUGUAUGCUCAUUUCAUUAGAAAAGGUAUUUUUGUCUUUAAAGAUGACAAAAAGCUCCAAAAAGGAAAAUCCACUUUACCACAGCUUAUAAAAGCAAUUACAGAAUCACGGGUUUCUAUCAUUAUCUUUUCAAAAGAUUAUGCUGCCUCAACAUGGUGUUUGGAUGAAAUGGCUGCUAUUGCUGAUUGCCAACAACAUUUAAAGCAAAUCGUUUACCCUAUUUUCUAUGAUGUGGAUCCAUCUGAUGUAAGAUAUCAAAAUGGGGUGUACGAGGAUGCUUUUGUUUCACACAGACGCAAGUUCAAACAUGAUCCGGACAAGGUUCACCGAUGGGAGAGAGCUAUGACGGGUUUGGCCAGUUCAGUUGGUUGGGAUGUCAGGAAUAAGCCAGAGUUCGAAGAGAUUGAAAAAAUUGUUCAAGCGGUAAUAAAAAUAUUGGGUCAUAAAUUCUCAGGAUUUGCUGAUGACCUUAUUGGCAUGCAACCGCGUGUACAAACAUUAGAAAGCAUUUUAAAGUUAAGCUCAGAGAAGGACGAUAUUCGAGUUCUAGGAAUUUGGGGAAUGGGUGGAAUAGGGAAGACAACUCAUGUUACUGUUCUAUAUGAUAAAAUCUCUUAUAAGUUUGAUGCUUGCUGUUUCAUUGAGAAUGUGAGCAAAAUUUAUAAGGAUGGUGGAAUUGUUGCUAUACAAAAACAAAUUCUUCGUCAAACAUUAGAUGAGAAAAAUUUAGAAAUUAGCCCUAGUGAAAUAUCAGGAAUGGUAAAAUACAGGCUUCAUAACAUAAAAGUUCUUAUAGUUCUUGACAAUGUUGACCAAUUAGAGCAAUUGCAAGAAUUGGCCAUAAAUCCUAAAUUGCUUUUCCUAGGAAGUAGAAUGAUUGUUACCACCAGGGAUAAGCAUAUUCUAAAUGUCUAUGGAGCCAAUGUAAUCCACGAGAUCUCGUUAUUAAAUGAUAAUGAUGCUCGUGAACUAUUUUAUAAAAAAGCCUUCAAAAAUGAGGACCAAAGCAGUAGUUGUGUAGAGUUGAUCCCUGAGGUAUUAAAAUAUGCCCAAUGUCUUCCACUAGCAAUUAGGGUAGUGGGUUCUUUCUUGUGUACUCGAGAUGCUACCCAAUGGAGAGAUGCCUUGGAUAGACUCGAGAAUAAUCCACAUAAUAAAGUUAUGAAUGUACUUCAAAUAAGUGUUGAUGGACUACAAUAUGAAGAAAGAGAAAUAUUUAUACACAUUGCUUGUUUCUUUAAAGGGGAGAGGGAGGACUAUGUCAAGCGAAUUCUUGAUUGUUGUGGAUUAUAUCCUCACAUUGGAAUUUCAAGAAUCAUUGAAAAAUCACUCAUAACUAUUAGAGAUCAAGAAAUUCAUAUGCAUGAAAUGUUACAAGAAUUGGGGAAGAAAAUUGUUCGUGAUCAACAUCCUGAUGAGCCAGGACUAUGGAGUAGAUUAUGGCUUUAUCAAGAUUUCUUUCACGUCUUAAUGACAGAAACGGGAACAGAUAAUGUUAAAGCCAUAGUUGUAGAUCAGAAAGAAGAUGACUCCGAGUCCGAAUGUAGGGUGGAUGGACUGUCAAAAAUGAAGAACCUUAGAUUACUGAUAUUAUAUCAUAAAAAAUUUUCAGGAAGCCUCAAUUUUCUUUCUCAAAAGCUGCGAUAUCUUAUGUGGCAUGGUUAUCCCUUUCCUUCUUUGCCAUCAUUUUUUACAGCCUUUGGUCUUGUGGAGUUGAAUAUGCCUGAUAGUAACAUCGAACGUGUUUGGGAAGGUUGCAAGAAUUUCCCCUGUUUGAAAAGGAUGGAUUUGAGCAACUCCAAAUAUCUUAUAGAGGGUCCAAAUUUUUCUGGGGUCCCCAAACUUGAGCGGCUAGAUCUUUCAGGAUGCACAGAUUUAUUACAGCUCCAUCCAUCAAUUGGACUUCUUGAAAAACUUGCUUUCUUGAGUUUACGAAAUUGUAGCAAUCUAGAAAGCGUCAAUUUUGGCAGUGUAUCUAAUCUAUGUUCUUUGAGAGUUCUACACCUCUCUGGUUGCACUAAACUUGAAAACACGCCAGAUUUUGCAAGUGCAAUAAAUCUUGAGUACCUUGAUAUUGAUGGAUGUACAAGUUUGUCCAUGGUUCAUGAAUCUAUUGGAGCUCUUGCAAAGCUUACAUUUUUGAGUUUGAGAGAAUGCAAAAAUCUUGUUAAUGUAACUAACAACAUUGAUACCAUGAUAUCUCUUAAAACUCUAGAUUUAUAUGGCUGUUUGAAACUUAUGAAUCUGCCCCUGGGACAAACUUUCAAUUCUUCAUCCCAUUUGGAAUUCUUGAUAUUUUUGGACAUUGGGUUUUGCAGUCUACUUGAAGUACCUGAUGCUAUUGGAGAAUUAAGGUGUUUAGAAAGAUUGAAUCUAGAAGGAAACAAUUUUGUUUCACUGCCUUAUUCUAUCAAGGGGCUACAUUGUCUAGCAUAUUUAAAUUUGUCUCAUUGCCAUGAGCUUAAUGUUUUGCCUGAGCUUCCAUCAAGUAGUGCUUCAUCAGUGGGAAGGUAUUUUAAAACGGUAUCUGGAUCACAUGAUCAUAGGUCAGGGUUAUAUGUUUUUGAUUGUCCCAAGGUGGCCAAUAUGUUGUCCAAGAAUUGGAAUUGGAUGUCACCAUGCAAAGACUUAGAACUUAUAUGGCUAGUGAGACUAAUUGAGGAACCCUUUCAUUUUCGGUGUGGCUUUGACAUUGUUGUUCCGUGGGGUUGGAAAAAUAUUCCACGGUGGUUCGACAAAGGAUUUAAGGGUGGUUCAGUUAUAAGGAUAAAGCACUUUAAUAUGGUUGACAAUUGGAUUGGCUUUACCUUUUGUGUUGUAUUUGAGAAAAUAGCUGCAAUAACUCUGGGCCCAAAAUCCACCUUCCUUACAAUUGGUUGGUCACAGAGGAAGAUGAAGUUGAGAAUACUGAAGCAAAGGCAAAAGAAAAUAAUCUCUCCAAUGCUGGGCUUUAAAUACUCUACCCGCAAUAUGGAAGCUCAUAAUCAUCUUUUUCUCACCCAAGCUAAGUCCCACAGGCUUAUGUGAACUAAAGUUUCCCAAACAGUACCUUACGGAUGAAGGUAACAAAGCGCAACGUGUUGAGAACUUGAAAGUGUUUUGAUUUAACGAUAUGUUCCAAUUGCACACUUCAUAGGUAUUUAUGUUUAUACACCUUUUCCCUUUAAUUUGGAUAUAAUCCUUAACAUAUGUUCCCUCCACCCCUUUCUUUUCGAAUCAGAGCCUAUUUAUGUUGAGAAAAAAUUUAGUUAAUUACUUUUUAUUUCAUGAUUCUAACAAUAUUACUUU